Molecule: messenger RNA, 830 nt
Organism: Salvelinus sp. IW2-2015
Lineage: Eukaryota; Metazoa; Chordata; Actinopteri; Salmoniformes; Salmonidae
Source: RefSeq, a predicted model, not a curated record
UGAACAGUGACCAAGAACAACUCCCACGUUAGUAUUUUUAUUUUUGUUACAUAGACGUUUAUUAACACACUGGAACAAAACAUAUUCAUAUUUUAACUGCAAGCCGUUUAAUUCGUGUUGGAGACAGGACUUGCUUGAUAGAUGUUUUCUAAGUAACGCUAGCUAGCUGCUAACAUUAGCUAACAAUGCCAAUGGAUAACUUUAACGGUAUGGGCUUUCACACUCAAAUAGCCUCCAUUAUGGAGAUGCUAGCGAAUGCAGCCGUUGCAGAGAUAUGUACACUCGUAGACAACGACUAUGCAGUGUUUCGUUUAGAAAUAACUCAAAGCCAGAAAGAAAACAGGGCAUUGCGGAGGAAACUACAGCUACUGGACCUGAAGGUGGCACGGGAACGCGCAGAGAGGACCAUUCGAGAGCGCACCCUCGCAAGUCGUACCAGUAAUGUCAAGAUUCUUGACCGGUACAGAGGAAUGGCAAGAGGUGAAGGACAUCUCACUGGAGGCCACAGGCGCUUUGAGAAGCCAGCAGGACACAAUACAUGGAGAGAUGACCAACCAAUCACUGUUGAUGAGGGGAGUGGAACCUUAACCAAGCACGUGAUAGAGGAUAGGUCUGCAGAUGCAGAGACUGCAGGUCCUGGGGUCAAGCUGGAAAGGUCUGAAGGAGAGGAAGCUCCACUGCACAGCAGAGACAUCCAAACUGGAGUGGCUGGAGCGACCCCUGUAGCCACAGAGGACCCCACCACCGCCCCAGUGCAGCCCAGGACCCGACGCAGCAUGACGGAGGAGGAGGGUCCAGAGGUGCUUUUGGUGAAGGAUGAGGGGUCUUGA